Messenger RNA from Hemicordylus capensis (graceful crag lizard), 3927 nucleotides. It is a transcript of the gene LAMB3, whose product is annotated as laminin subunit beta 3. Gene Ontology annotation, biological process: substrate adhesion-dependent cell spreading; cell migration; basement membrane assembly. The transcript has 24 exons. Gene Ontology annotation, cellular component: laminin trimer; basement membrane. NCBI's taxonomy places the organism in Eukaryota, Metazoa, Chordata, Lepidosauria, Squamata, Cordylidae. Gene Ontology annotation, molecular function: extracellular matrix structural constituent. The record is from RefSeq and is a predicted model, not a curated record. The coding region runs from base 165 to 3665 and encodes 1166 amino acids.
AGAAAGCUGCCCAGGACUGCUGCUUUCUUUGUGAAUGAAAGGAUCCCCUGCUCAUAUCACCAUAAAGUGACCUGUGUCUCAGGAACUUACUUCCCCAGGUGAGGCAUGUUUUAAAACGGAGAGCGAAAGACAACGGCUCAGGAGACCAGGUGAAUUCCAUCAUCAUGUGGACGUUUCUUGUUCUUCUGGCUUUUCCAUAUCUCCUGGCUGCACAGAGUACCUGCUCAUAUGGUGCUUGCUAUCCACCUGUCCAAGACCUCCUCGUAGGGAGAAUCCAUCAUUUGAAAGCCUCCUCCACGUGUGGACUUGUCAGACCUGAAACGUACUGUACGCCAUAUGGGGAAUGGAAAAUGAAAUGUUGCCGAUGCGAUUCCAGGGUUCCUCGUGCCUUCAACAGUCACCGGGUGGGAAAUGUCCUCUCUUCCACAGGACGCAUGCGGUGGUGGCAGUCUCAGAAUGAUGUGAAAGAUGUCUCGCUCCAACUAGAUUUGGAUAGAAAAUUUCAGCUCAGUGCCAUCCUGCUGGACUUCAGGAGCCCCCUGCCAAAUGGCCUGGUGAUUGAGCAUUCUACUGAUUUUGGCAAAACCUGGAGGGUUUAUCAGUACUUGUCCACAGACUGUGCUUCCUCAUUUCCAUCUCUUCCCAGAGGCCUCCCUCAGAACUGGCAGGAUGUGCGGUGCCAGGAUUUGCAGACUCAGCACAGACCACCUCAGAAUGGGGGGAAGAUUGAGUUCAACCCCAUUGGCCUUGCAUCUGGGAUGACGGCAUCUCAAAGCCAAAUAAUCAACAAUCUAGGUCAGUUCACUAACUUGAGGGUCAACUUCACCCACCUGUCCCGCCUCCCGUACCAUGGAGACCACAUACCCAAUGCUUUCUAUGCUUUGACGGAGAUGCAGGUGCAAGGGAGCUGCUUCUGUAACGGGCAUGCAGACCGCUGUGCUGCCUCUGAUGUCUCCUCUGGAGAACCCAAUGCUAUGGUUCAUGGGCACUGUGUGUGCCAGCACAACACUGCUGGGCCAAACUGUGAACACUGUGCAGCUUUUUACAAUGACCAGCCGUGGAGACCUGGCAGCGAUGACAAUCCUAAUGAAUGCCAUCGGUGCAACUGUAAUGGCUAUUCCAACAAGUGUCAUUUUGACCCAGCUGUGUACCAAACCAAUGGGGGAGUGAGUGGGGGUGUGUGUGAAGACUGCCAGCACAAUACUGCAGGAAGGAACUGUGAACAUUGCAAGAUUAACUUCUUUCGUAGCCAACGCUUUGAUCUUGGCCACCCAGAAGCCUGUCUCCCUUGUGAAUGCGACCCAGAUGGCACUGUCCCUGGCUCCAGCUGUGACCCCCUGAAUGGCCGCUGUGUCUGUAAGGACAAUGUGCAGGGUGACCGCUGCCAUCUCUGCAAGCCUGGAUUCACCCAGUUAGUCAAUUCCAACCCCCAGGGUUGCAGAGAUUGUGCCUGCAACAUCUUAGGCAGCCGCAGCAACAUGCCCUGUGACGAUGAAACCGGGCGUUGUUUCUGCCUCCCGAAUGUGGUGGGAGACAAGUGUGACACAUGUGCUCUGAAUCACUGGAAGAUUGCAAGUGGUGUGGGCUGCCAGCCAUGCAGCUGUGACCCUUGGAAUUCCCUCAGUCCUCAGUGUAACCAGUUCACAGGGCAGUGCUCAUGCAAAGAAGGCUAUGGGGGUCAGACAUGCUCUGCUGUGGAAGCAAAGGUUUGCCCAGACCAGUCUUAUGGAGAUGUCAGGACAGGAUGCAGAGCUUGUGACUGUAAUUUCCAGGGCACAGAGGAGAUGGGCUGUGAUAAGGUGACAGGCAGCUGCCUGUGCCAUGCUGGCUUUACUGGGUCUCGCUGUGACCAGUGCCAGCGGGGUUACUGUGGCAACUACUACCGCUGUGAGGCAUGCCACCCCUGCUUCCAGGCCUACGAUGACGACCUCCAUAGGUUUGGUUUGCGCCAGGCCACCUUGAAAAAUUCCUCGCAGCGACUGCAUCUAGGGACAAUGAGCUCUGGCUUCAGUACCCGCCUCUUAGAAGCAGAAGGUGAAGUGCAGCGAAUCCAAGGGAUCCUGGGAAAUCCCCUCACAACAGAGCAGGGACUGGAUCAGGUGGCGAAUAUCAUUGCUACAGUCAGGCAGACCAUUGAACGUAUGAAAUCUGAAAUACCUCUUAUGGAUGAAGUGUCCUCCUUAUCAAUAGAUAUGGAUGCUCUGGAUAGAAGCCUGCUUCUAAUUACCACUGAGUAUCAAAACAAGAAGACCCAGUUUGAAGCCAACCGAAGCACAGACCUCUCAGGAUCAUUCAAGACAGUCAGCUCUGCACAUCAGACAUCUUCUAAUGCCAGCGUGCGCAUAGCUGGAUCUUCUAGCAGGCUGGCUCAAUCUAUGGGAAAUAGAAGGAAUGCUGAGGAGCUAGAAGGCAAUCUGCAAGACCAUAGUUCAGGACUGGAGACUCUGCAGGGUGAAAUAGCCUCCUCUCCAAACUUGACUCCAGCCAUUAAUAAGAUUUGCAGUGGCAUGCGGUCAGAGAUUUGUACUCCUGGGGAAUGUGUCGGGAAACUGUGUCCCCAGCAGAACACAACUGAAUGUGGCCCUAGUCAGGGCUGCAGAGGAAUCUUCUCACUCUCCAGCAGUUCCAUCCAAACGUCCAGGAAAACUUCUCAAGAGAUUCGCAACUUAAGCAUCCGACUGGAGGAGACCACACAGAUGAUCAGAGCUGCAGAAAUAGCUGCCAACCAGAUUCAAACUAACACCCAAAGCCUGGGAGACCAAAUGACCACAACUAGGACCCAGAUAGAAGGAGACAUCCAGCGCACCCAGCAGUUCAUCCGCCAAGUUCGCAACUUCCUGUUGGAUCCAGCCACUGAUGCUGCUACCAUCCAGCAGGUCAGCGAUUAUGUCCUUUCACUCCACCUCCCGACGGAUGCUGCCACCAUUCUGAGGAAGAUGAAAGAAAUUCAGACUCUGGCUGCUAAACUGCAGUGCCCUGAAAGCAUCAUUGCCCAAACUGCUGGUGACAUUGCUAGGGCCAAGCAGCUUCAGCAGCAGGCUGAAGAAGCCAGGAACCGUGCAAAUGUCAUUAAAGGCAACGUGGAAGAUGUGGAAGAGAACUUAAAACAAGCAAACACAGCCCUUCAGGAGGCUGAAGACACCAUCCGUGGUUCUGGUUAUUCCCUCCGGCUCAUCCAAGGCCGCCUUGAUGAAAUCCAGACUGUCCUUAGCCCAGCCCAGAAGAGUGUUCAGAAUAUCAGAAAUCAGCUGGACGGCUUCAUGGGGAAACUCAGCCAGUUGCGAAACAAAGCCGGCCAGAACCAGAUAUGGGCUGCAGAUGCUCAGCAGGCAGCAGGAGAAGCCAAUGAACAAGCAAGGAAUGCACAGUUGGGAUUUGAACAGGUGAAACUUAAAUAUGCAGAACUGAAGAAGCGGAUGGGUCAAGGGCCAGGCUUGGGAGUGCAAGGGGCCCGGAUCCAAAGCAUUCAGAAGGAGACUAACUCUCUAUUUGAAGAAACCUUGAGUAUGAUGACCAAGAUGGGAGUGUUAGAGACAGAGAUCCAAGAUGGCAACAAUGCGAUCAUCCUUGAAUCAGCCAAGCUGGCAGGCCUGGAAAAGAAAGUAGAAACCAUCCGUGAUCAUAUAAGCCACCGGGUUUCAUAUUAUGCCACUUGCACUGACUAACAUGACUUAUUCUCAUCUUCUGGCCAAUGCCUUUUUCUAAUUUGCAAAGUCCAUUUUUUCUCUUGCAAAUAAAAAUUUAUUUACCUUGUAGGAGAAAAAAAAAUCCUGGCUUUGAGCAAAAAGAGCCCAUUAUGAAAGACCUGCACCAAGCUUUACCAUUCAAAAGCCAACGGUCAGGGUGUUAAUUUAUUUCCUUCAGCCUUUCAAGGUCUUUUUAUAUCUAGUUUUUACAUCUUGUAUUAAACUCUUGCAGUGGCUGCUU